Messenger RNA from Menidia menidia (Atlantic silverside), 1815 nucleotides. The record is from the annotation of a GenBank genome assembly. NCBI's taxonomy places the organism in Eukaryota, Metazoa, Chordata, Actinopteri, Atheriniformes, Atherinopsidae.
AACUGCGUCCUGGUCGGGGACGGCGCGGUGGGGAAGACCAGCCUGGUGGUCAGCUACACCACCAACGGGUACCCCGCCGAGUACGUCCCCACGGCGUUCGACAACUUCACCGUCAUGGUUGUGGUGGACGGCAAACCAGUCAGAGUCCAGCUGUGCGACACCGCUGGACAGAAAUGGGGGCUUGAGGAUGGCUCAAUUAACGAUGAACUGGAGCUCCUCCGGCCUCUGUGCUACCGGAACGCCGACGUCUUCCUCCUGUGCUACAGCGUGGUCCGCCCCUGCUCGUUCCGGAACCUGACCAGCAAGUGGGUCCCCGAGAUCCGCCGGCAUUGUCCCGGAGCGCCCCUGAUCCUGGUCGGCACUCAGCUGGACCUGCGAGAGGACGUCCAGGUCCUGAUCCAGCUGGCCCAGAACCAGCAGCGGCCGGUGGGGCCGGAGGAGGGCCGGAGGCUGGCCCAGGAGCUGGGGGCGGCGGGCUUCGCCGAGUGCUCGGCCCUGACCCAGAAGAACCUGAAAGACACUUUUGACUCGGCCAUCCUAGCCAGCUUCCAGCAGGCGGAGAGCACCGGCGUCCAGCAGCAGAGCCUCGCCCUGACCAGGAAGACCCCCGACAAAAUCAAGACCCUCGCGGAAACCUGGUUGCACGAACCCUGGGCCGUGGCAAAAGCGCGCGCGGGGUGGAGCGCGCGCAGACGAUGCGGAGCGCGUAUUGAGCCGGCCGGGGAGAGUUGGAAGCCAUGCUGCCGCAGGAGGUCGGGAAGCACAAGCCCUGCCGGGUGUCGGACCCCUUCGGCGGGGGGGACGGUGGCUCCCUGGGCCCCCCCCCAGCGGCGCUGGAGGGGCCGGGAGGGCGCCGCGGGGGCCAGGCGCCGGCGCUCCGGUUCCGCGCCGGAGCGCAAGCUCAACUGCGUCCUGGUCGGGGACGGCGCGGUGGGGAAGACCAGCCUGGUGGUCAGCUACACCACCAACGGGUACCCCGCCGAGUACGUCCCCACGGCGUUCGACAACUUCACCGUCAUGGUUGUGGUGGACGGCAAACCAGUCAGAGUCCAGCUGUGCGACACCGCUGGACAGAAAUGGGGGCUUGAGGAUGGCUCGAUUAACGAUGAACUGGAGCUCCUCCGGCCUCUGUGCUACCGGAAUGCCGACGUCUUCCUCCUGUGCUACAGCGUGGUCCGCCCCUGCUCGUUCCGGAACCUGACCAGCAAGUGGGUCCCCGAGAUCCGCCGGCAUUGUCCCGGAGCGCCGCUGAUCCUGGUCGGCACUCAGCUGGACCUGCGAGAGGACGUCCAGGUCCUGAUCCAGCUGGCCCAGAACCAGCAGCGGCCGGUGGGGCCGGAGGAGGGCCGGAGGCUGGCCCAGGAGCUGGGGGCGGCGGGCUUCGCCGAGUGCUCGGCCCUGACCCAGAAGAACCUGAAAGACACUUUUGACUCGGCCAUCCUAGCCAGCUUCCAGCAGGCGGAGAGCACCGGCGUCCAGCAGCAGAGCCUCGCCCUGACCAGGAAGACCCCCGACAAAAUCAAGACCCUCGCGGAAACCUGGUGGAGAAAGAUGAACUGCCUGAUGGGAGAGCAGAGCCAUGAAGUCAAAUGAAGAUCUGCCAACACAUCGUGGCUCCAGCGAGCUUCAAACCCGAACACACAAGUACUUUCUUUGAUGGUCCAUUUCUAGAUGAUUAUUUAUUUAUUCAGAGUAUUUAUUCAAUAGAAGUUUAUUUAUUACAUGUAAAUCUACUAUUUUGACUACCAGCAUUGAUUAAGUUUCUGCUAAGGUUUAUUAGCUCCUGUUCUUCUGAUUCCUAACUAUAAAAUGAAU